Arabis nemorensis is the source of this 1188-nucleotide messenger RNA. NCBI's taxonomy places the organism in Eukaryota, Viridiplantae, Streptophyta, Magnoliopsida, Brassicales, Brassicaceae. The record is from the annotation of a GenBank genome assembly.
AUGUCUGUAACUUGUGGGCUGGAAUGUGUCUUGUGCGUGGGUUUCAGUCGGUGGGCAUGGAAACGAUGCACACACGUCGGCUCCGACGAUAGUGCCACUUGGACAGCAGCAACAUCUGAAGAAUUCGAACCAAUCCCAAGAAUCUGUCGUGUAAUCCUCGCCGUCUACGAACCUGAUCUCCGAAACCCUAAAAUCUCACCUUCAAUCGGAAACUUCGAUCUAAACCCAGAUUGGGUAAUCAAAAGAGUGGCUCACGAGAAAACCCAAGGCCGAUCUCCACCGUACAUAAUCUACGUCGACCACAACCACCGUGAGAUCGUGUUAGCGAUUCGCGGAUUGAACUUAGCGAAAGAGAGUGAUUACAAGAUCCUUUUGGACAACAAGCUUGGUCAGAGAAAGCAUGGAGGUGGGUUUGUUCAUCAUGGGCUUUUGAAAUCUGCGGCUUGGGUUUUGACUGAAGAAUCUGAGACGAUUCGUAGCGUUUGGGAGGAGAAUGGGAAAGAGUAUGAUUUGGUUUUCGCUGGUCAUUCUUUGGGAUCUGGUGUGGCGGCUUUAAUGGCGAUUUUGGUUGUUGAUAAUCCGGCGAUGAUUGGUGGUGUGCCCAGGAGCAAGAUCCGGUGUUUUGCCCUGGCUCCGGCUAGAUGUAUGUCGCUUAAUCUCGCCGUUAAGUAUGCUGACGUCAUCUUCUCCGUUAUUUUGCAGGAUGAUUUUUUACCACGAACGGCGACACCAUUACAAGAUAUUUUCAAGUCUAUAUUCUGGUGUGGAAGGUUUCCUCCUGAAGUGAGAACUGCGAUUCCCGUGGAUGGAAGAUUUGAACAUAUAGUGUUAUCAUCGAAUGCAACAUCCGAUCAUGCGAUUCUAUGGAUAGAAAGAGAAUCGGAAAAGGCAUUGCAGCGAUUGAGAGAGCAGAGUUCAGAGACGGUGGUAACAAUGGCACCAAAAGAGAAAAGAAUGGAGAGGUUAAAUACUUUAGAGAAAGAACACAAGGAUGCGUUGAAGAGAGCGGUGAGUCUCAAUAUCCCACACGCAGCGUCUACUGCGGAAGAAGAAGAAGAAUGCGACAAUGGUGAAGUACCGGAGUCAAAAUCAAAAAAGAAAAAUUGGGACCAAGUGGUGGAUACGCUUUUCCAUAAAAGCAAUUCUGGAGAAUUCAUUUUUAACGAGAACGUUGUUUCUGAAAGAUAG